AUGGUGUACAAUGGCAAACUGCAGAUUCACCUCGUCACGAAGAGAUACCAUGUCCCAAAAAGAAUGAAUCCGACAGGGGGUCCGAUGCGAAACAUAACAGAACCGACUACUUCCGUCCCAUUGUUUGGGUGGCGGAAAACUGUAAGUUGGAAACCAGGAUCGAAGCUAGAUAUAUAUGACUAUCUGAUCAAUCCUGUGGACAAGUGCAGGGCUGGGAAGGAUAAUAUCACUUUACUUGUCUUAAUCAAAUCCGCACCGGGAAACGGACACCUAAGAGAUGCUGCAAGGCAAACGUACAUAAGAGGAGCGGCGGAAGAGAAGUCUUCAGCCAGAAUCGUGUUCAUCAUAGGCGAAUCUGAAUCAGAGGGCGUGACGGAGAAUAUUCAAAAGGAGUCUGAAACACACGGGGAUAUCCUAAGAGUAGGCUUCCAUGAUAAUUACUACAACCUUACCAUCAAACUUAUUAUGGGGUUUAAAUGGGUACUCGAAUUUUGCGGCAACACUGGGUUCUUGUUGACGACGGAUGACGAUGUCGUAGUUGAUGUCCCGACCCUGGUCAAAGACCUCGACGCUAUACCGCCAAAGGACCGCUCUCGGUUCGUUCUUGGAAAAAGGGCAGAGGAUUAUAAACCUUGCCGCAACCACACUGGUGCUUCGGCUAAAUGGUAUGUACCGAAGGAAUUGUACUCAAACGAGACAUAUCCUACAUUUCCAUUGGGACAUGGGUAUGUUAUGUCACAUGAUGUUGUUGAGAAGCUUGUUCAAGUUUCCAGAGAAACCCCGACAAGGAUACCCUUUGACGACGUUUAUUGUGGUAUACUGUUGAAUAAGUUGGCCAUCGGAAUUCUUCACCGACCGCAGUGGUUUCGACGGCACCAUCCAAAAAGUCGAGAGAGGGAUUACUUAAGGAUUGAAGUGCCAGCGAAAGGAAUGAAAAAUGCUUGGAAAAGGUUUAGAAUUAACCACCAACAUUGAUUUUUUUGUAAUUUAUACUGAA
Lytechinus variegatus (green sea urchin) is the source of this 997-nucleotide messenger RNA. RefSeq names its product lactosylceramide 1,3-N-acetyl-beta-D-glucosaminyltransferase-like. The record is from RefSeq and is a predicted model, not a curated record. The transcript has a single exon. NCBI's taxonomy places the organism in Eukaryota, Metazoa, Echinodermata, Echinoidea, Temnopleuroida, Toxopneustidae. Bases 1 to 975 code for a protein of 324 amino acids. Gene Ontology annotation, cellular component: membrane. Gene Ontology annotation, molecular function: hexosyltransferase activity.